GAAGAGCUCCAAGAUGGCGCUGGCUUCGCUUCAGGGUCAUGGUCAUAGCCAUGGCAACGGCAAUGGACAUGGUCAUAGCCAUGGUAACGGCCUUGGUCAUGGCCAUGGUCCUGGGGGACUAUUUGCUGAUAUGGGUGGUACCUUCGACAAGCCCUACCCAAUACAAUCAUCUGGUCCUUUACAAGCCGAAGUGGCUCCAAGCCCAUUUGGUGAYGCACCAAUGGUAGAAAUGGAUUACAGUCUGUUCGACUUGGUGAAAGCUACGCAGUACGGCAUAUUAAGUAGAGUGAAGGAGCUGGUGGAGAAGGAAGGUGUGGAUCCUAAGCAGACUGAUAAUGAGAAUAUACAAGGGCAUCUACAGAUAGUUAUCUGUUUAAUGAAACACAAAGCAAACCCAGAAAUACAGGAUUUAGCUCUCCAUUGGAGCAUCAUGUCAAACAAUCACAAUGUUCUCCAUCCACUGGCCAAGGCUGGUGCCUCUCUAGACGCUGUCAAUGCCAAGGGUGAAGUACCAGGGGACAUCGCAGCAGAGAAGAAAAACAAAUGGAUAUCUGCACAACUUGAUCUGAUAGCAAGAGACAGGGGGAAAGGAAAGCCAGCAUUUUUACAAUCAUUUAUUAGAGACAAGGAAACACGGCGCUACGUGCUGCUCGUCACUCCUAUAGUAUCGAUGUUCCUGAUUGGUGCCAUCUUGGAAUAUUCUCCCACCUGGUACAUCAUGUUACUUUUACUUGGUGUCUUGUCAUCUGUCAUUUGGUAUAUAAUGAGAUUUUUAAAUAUUCAAACUGAUCCUGGUAAUGUGUUGCCUUGUGCAAUAUACCUAGCAACUAAGUGCUAUAUGUAUACCACUUGGUUUGUUUAUUAUUGGCCCUUCGUGAAAACACCAAAGGUCUUAAUUAUUUUCUUUGCGAAUACUGCUGGCCUGAUGUACUGCUUUUACAAGGCAUGGACAACCGACCCAGGUUACCUCAAGACCACACCAGCCGAGCAAAAACGAACUAUUAUUCAAUUAGCCGAGAAGAAUUCUUUAGACUUUGUUCACUUUUGUUCUACAUGCUUGAUCCGUAAGCCAAUCAGAUCCAAGCAUUGUUCAGUGUGUAAUCGAUGUGUUGCUAGAUUUGAUCAUCACUGUCCCUGGGUAGAGAACUGUAUUGGUUCUGGUAAUCACCAUUACUUUAUCGGAUACCUGUUUUUCCUGUUUGUGAUGAUCAAUGUGUAUACGUAUGGCGCGUUUGUUUAUUACAUCAAUGUGUGCAGUGGAUACACCGGUGGCUGGUGGGAUGCUAUUUCUCGUAGUGCUCAUUGUUCUCCAUGGGUGUCGUGGGGUUUUGGUAACGCCAUGUUUCACUUCUUAUGGGUUGGAGCCUUGUUCUUUUGUCAGUCUUAUCAGUUGUUCUGGGUUGGCAUGACAACRAACGAGCGUCUCAAUAUGGGUCGUUAUUCCCACAUGAUGGAUCAUACUGGUGUACCCAAAAGUCCCUUCAGCCGGACUGUCAUUGGAAACAUUGCUGAUUUUUUUGGCUUUAGUUUCUUUGGUCUAAUAAGACCCAAACGAGUGGACUGGAAGCGACAGUACAGCGUUGAGACCAACUCUUUCAAUCAGCAUGUGUAGGCCUUCACCAUAUAAGGACAUGGAACCUGAUUGGCCAACACAUUUUAUUCAUUACCAAAUAAGGAUAUGGAACCUGAUUGGUUCACACAUCAAACCUGAUUGGCUCAACAUCACUCGUACUUUUCCAUAUAAGUAAUAGAGUCACGCAAUAUCUGUGAAAAAUGGUGACUGGUAUCACCAUAUUAGGAAUAUGUCAUGCCGUAUAGUCGUUAGAUAAUAAGAACAUAGAAAGAACAUAGAUCCCUUACUGAGAUAGUGAACAUGGUGCAAUGUGGUGUAGCUUGAGUACAACUAUCUGUUGUUCAUCAUGCCUUAUAUGGUGUUGAUGAUAGCUAGACCUGGGAAAAGGAACAAGGUGCAUCGUGGUGUAGCUUGGGUACAAACAUCUCAGAUAAGUGUUUUCUUUAUGUUCAUACCCAAGUUAGACCAUCCUGUUUAUCGUACUGACUCAGAAUCAAGACACUUAGAUAUUAGAGUAACUGUUACUGGACAAACUGGGUCCUUCUAUCCUCCGGAUGCUAUGUCGUCAAACAUGAUGACGUAUCUCCAGUGCAUAGAAAGGCCAACCAUACUGAACAAAGCUCCUCUUCGCAUGUAGUAGGCUACUGCAAGAGAUAAGGGGAAAGACUUGUCCCUAGCAUCAG
Molecule: messenger RNA, 2256 nt
Organism: Actinia tenebrosa (Australian red waratah sea anemone)
Lineage: Eukaryota; Metazoa; Cnidaria; Anthozoa; Actiniaria; Actiniidae
Product: palmitoyltransferase ZDHHC17
Molecular function (GO): protein binding; palmitoyltransferase activity
Source: RefSeq, a predicted model, not a curated record